This is a messenger RNA of Ustilago hordei, 1593 nucleotides long. RefSeq lists its product as uncharacterized. Bases 1 to 1593 code for a protein of 530 amino acids. The record is from RefSeq and is a predicted model, not a curated record. The transcript has a single exon. Lineage: Eukaryota; Fungi; Basidiomycota; Ustilaginomycetes; Ustilaginales; Ustilaginaceae.
AUGCCUCCGACAGUCACAACGCCACCUGAGCUGGAGGUGCUUACCUUCUUGUCGGACCCUAACGCUCAGGUUCGACAGGUAGCUCUCAACAACAUUGUCGGUUUCAGUGCGAAAGACAGCCCGCACCGCUCUCUCCUCAUUUCGAAGUACAAGAAUCGUGAUGGCUCGCCCCUCAUGGGCCGCGAUGGCAAGGAGGUCGACACCAUAGAAGAUCUGAAGCGACUCUGCCAAGACCAGCCUAUCACCGCUCACGAUGCUUUCAGCGCACUCAUCAACAUUUCUGACAGCCUGGUGCUGGCACGCAAGAUCGGCGACAAGGCCUUCCUCGAGUUCCUCGUUCGCUACAUUGCCGAUCCUGUCUCGCUCCUCGCAGAUCUCGCAUGCAUGCUCCUCUCCAAUCUGACCAAGCUCGAGUCCAUUUGUGCCAUGCUCCUCGACCUCCAAGUUCAGGCUCGUCCCUUCUACAGUUUCAUGGCCUCUGAGGAGAUGGAAGGUGCACUCAACGGUAUGGACGUUGAGCCCAAUGACCCCGAAUACGCCGCCAAGAAGGUCAAAGCUGACGAGUAUGCCAAGAAGGUGGCAGUAGAAGCAAAGAAGAUCGAAGAAAAAGUACCGGCGAUGGCUAGGCUGCUAGAUGCUUUCGAGGAGGGUGCAACGGUCGCUUCCCAGGGGAGCGAUCUCGAGGCAAUGAAGCAACGUGCAAAGGAUGCUGCGACAAAGGCCCAACAGGAUCAGGACAAGGAGCCAGAGAAGGUGGAGCGCGGAAUAGACGGCAGGCCACGAAUCAAGCGCAAGACCAACUGCAACUUCCUCGCUAGUGUCUUUGCCAACGUUACAGUGCUUCCAAGAGGCCGAGACUGGUUUGUCGCUCCCUUGUCAGCAUCGUCCGCCGCUGCCUCUGCCACAGCGCAGGCCGCCUUGGCUGGUGGUGUUGACGAGCAGGGUACCGCUCCUCCUGCUACCGAAUACCCUGUCGCUCGUAUCAUGGCCUUCACAGAACACCCCAACCUCAUCCGCAGAGGAGGUGUUAUCAGCACGCUUAAGAACGUCCUCUUCGUCACAUCCGCACACAAGCUUCUCGUCGCUCCACCAGCAUUUCGUGACGGAGAAAACGAGAUGCUUGCGGGCGCCCUUCGUGCCACCACUCGUCCGCCUUCCUCUGUAGAUAUCCUCCCUUAUCUCCUGCUUUCGCUAUGCGAUGGCAAGGAGCUUUCCGAGGUCGAUCUCGAGGACCAGGAGGAGCUGCCAGAGGAGUGUCAAAUGCUUCCCGAGGAAAAGAAGCGCGAGAAGGAUCCUGCACUUCGACUGAUGCUCGUCGAGUCCCUUCUGCUUCUGUGCACCAACCUCUACGGCCGACAAUGUCUGCGUGCACGUGGCGCCUACGUUGUUGUUCGAUCAUCACACUUGGUUGAACCGGACGAGAAGAUCGCCGAAGCAGUGCUCAGGCUGGUCAACAUCCUCAAGAGAGAUGAAUCGGCCUCCACAACCAAGGAUUUGGAGGACGAUGCAGAGGCAAAUGAAGACGACGUCGGUGCUGAGCAGCAAGAGGCAGAAGACAGCGAUGACGAGGAUCUAGAGAUUGAGGAGCUUUGA